Molecule: messenger RNA, 1014 nt
Organism: Carassius auratus (goldfish)
Lineage: Eukaryota; Metazoa; Chordata; Actinopteri; Cypriniformes; Cyprinidae
Product: olfactory receptor 52E8-like
Exons: 3
Coding region: 37-1014 (325 amino acids)
Biological process (GO): G protein-coupled receptor signaling pathway
Cellular component (GO): plasma membrane
Molecular function (GO): olfactory receptor activity; G protein-coupled receptor activity
Source: RefSeq, a predicted model, not a curated record
CGCAAGAUUAGUCGGAAUACACAGUCCAAAACUGCGAUGAAUUCUGUAAGUGAAAGUUUUUCUGAGAAUAACUCCAUUGUUCAUCCUGAAUAUUUUUUCAUCGUUGGACUUUCAGGUGUACCAUACAGCACUUAUUACUAUAUUUUCUUAUUUUUCCUUUAUAUUAUUGCUGUAAUUUGGAACUCUGUAGUGCUCUUUAUUAUAGUUGUUGACCAGAACCUGCACAGUCCAAAGUACUUUGCUAUGUUUCACUUGGCCCUGGCAGACUUUAGUGAAACUAAUGCACUGAUUCCAAACAUAAUGAAGAUUUUUGUUUUUGAUUCACAGUACAUCUCCUUCAAUGCUUGUUUGGCCAACAUGUUUUUUGUGCACUUCUUUAGUACUAUGCAGAGCUUCACUCUUGUAGUUCUGGCAUAUGAUCGCUUCAUUGCAAUUUGUUUGCCAUUAAGAUAUCAUGCCAUAGUAAAUAAUACUGUAAUGUCUGUAGUGUUUUUAGUAUUAUGGGCAUUUAACGGUUGUCUGGUUUCCUUUGUGGUGUUUUUGAUCAAACGACUUUCAUUCUGUAAAACCAAUAUGAUACCAAGUUAUUAUUGUGAUCAUGGACCAGUGUUUAGGUUGGCAUGCAAUGAUGUUAGCAUUAAUGUUUUCAUGGCAAAACUCUGCACAGCUUUAUACUUGGUAGCACCAUUUCUCAUUAUAGUUCUGUCAUAUCUGGGUAUUUUUCUUGCCUUAAGCAAAAUAACAACUUGGGAAGGACGUUUAAAAGCUCUGAAGACCUGUGUUUCUCACCUGUUGUUAGUGGGAUCCUUUUUUCUACCAAUAAUCUGCAUAUACAUGGUUGCAUUUGUAAUUUAUCUUACACCUAAUGCCAGAAUCAUCAGCACAUCACUGGCAUAUGCUGUUCCACCGAUGCUACAUCCUAUUAUUUAUGUUUUAAAUACAGCUGAAAUCAAAGAGGUAAUUCGAAAAUACAUUAAAAAGAGAUCAACACAAAUUGAGAGUGUUUCAAACUAA